This is a messenger RNA of Rhizophagus irregularis DAOM 181602=DAOM 197198, 773 nucleotides long. RefSeq lists its product as uncharacterized. Gene Ontology annotation, molecular function: protein binding. Gene Ontology annotation, cellular component: cytosol. The record is from RefSeq and is a predicted model, not a curated record. NCBI's taxonomy places the organism in Eukaryota, Fungi, Glomeromycota, Glomeromycetes, Glomerales, Glomeraceae. Gene Ontology annotation, biological process: neurogenesis.
UUUUCAAACAAUUCCUUUGCAGAAACAACUUUUUUAUUGAAUUGUUUUAAAAAAUGACUAAUUAUUAUUGGAUUAUUGCACGACAUUCUCAAUUGGCUCUCGAAGUUGAAGGUGGGAAUAUUUCAAAUGGUGCCAAAAUCGUCCAAUUUACUAAAAAAUCCGAGCUUGACCCUACCGUUGAUACACAACUCUGGUAUUUUAAUGGCGGAUAUAUUACCAACAAAAGGUCUGGUCUCGUGCUUUCUAUCGCCGAAAUGAAAAUCGGAGAUUGUGCGCAAAUUAUUCAACAUGAAAAAUACGUACCUUCUACCGCUCAAGAAUGGGAUUAUGACUACAAGGACAAUACUAUCAGUUUGAAAUCUAAUCGAAAAUUCGUCCUUGAUGUUACAGGAGGAAAAUGCGAUAACCAUACCCCUAUCAUCUUGUGUUACAAGCAUGGUGGUGGGAAUCAACAAUUCAUUUUAGAAAAGUGGAAUGAUGUUUCACUUGUUGAAAAUAUAGUAGAGUGCAUUAUUGAUAAUUGUAAAUUUUUACCAAAAUUAUCACAAAAUUUCCUUGAAAUUUUGAAUGAUGACGAGUAUUAUGAUAUUAAUAUUGAAGUUGGUAAUGAUCCCCAUGUGAAAAUAUUUCACGCUCAUAUGGCAAUUUUAAAUUAUCGUUCUUCUUACCUACGAAGAAUUUUUUCAGCUAACAAAAAGAAAAAUGAUGGAACUUUGAUGCAUAUUAAACUACCUAAUAUUUUACCUGAUAUUUUUGAAAUAAUUUUAAGGUAA